ACUUAUAUCAUAAUCAUGUCUUCACUAAAUGUAAUCACAUCUUGUCACAGUUGUGGCAGGAGUGAUGACAGGAACAGUACGGCCGAAGGGUCUGAGUCACUCACGGUCGCCUUACACCACAACACUGCUCAACACUCCACCACAAUGUUCAAGAAACCCAAUCCCAAAGAGCAAAUGAAGGCCAAUGAACGGCAGCUACGCAGAGUUGGCCGAGAUGUGGAACGAGAUAGAAGAGAACUGGAAAGGGAAGAGAAAAAAUUAGAAAAUGAUAUAAAAAGACUGGCAAAAUCUCCAGGCAAUAAAGAAGCUGUGGCAGUCCUUGCCAAACAGCUUGUUAACAUCAGAAAGCAGAAAGCAAGAACCUAUGCUGCAAAUAGCAGGAUAUCAUCUGUGGCAGCUCAACAAAAGGGCAUGCAAGCAAAUGUCAAAUUGGCAGGUGCUAUGGGUACAGCCACAAAGACCAUGGUUAACAUGAACAAGAUCAUGAAGCCAGAGGAUAUUGCCAAGAAUAUGAGAGACUUUGAGCAGGCUUCUGCAAAAUUGGAUAUGACAGAUGAACUUAUGAAUGAUACCCUUGAUGACAUACUAAAUGAGAGUGGAGAUGAAGAAGAAAGUGAUGCCAUUGUGAAUCAGGUUUUGGAUGAAAUUGGCAUUGAAAUUGGAUCAAAGGUGGCAGGAGCUCCAUCAGUAAGGACAGAUGCAUUAGGGGAUGCAAGUAAAUCCAGAGUCCUCUCAGAAGAUGAACUAGAACAAUCCCUUGCAAAGUUGAGAGCCACAUAAUUGUUAUCUGAGUGUGCUGUUCUUCUCAUGGAACUUUCCUUAUACUACGUUUUACAUUUUAAAGAAAGAUGUACAGCAGAUUUAUCUAUUUGCCAUGUCGUCUUUUUCACAGGUAACAGCCAUUCAUGGAGGAAGUUAUCUUGUAAAUACAUGAAAUAUUUUAAAGUGUACUUACACCAACUUGUAUGUAAUAUACCUCGCUUUUCUAAUAUUUCUGCAAAAGAAUUUGUGAAAUUAUUGAAUCAUUUUAUUUAUUAUAGUGUGAGUUUUGUGUAAUGAUAAAAGGAAAAUUUGUACAUGAUGUUGGGUUUUGAGAAAUUUAUUUAUAUACUAUGUAUAAAAAAGAAUAUAUAAUUUAUGUAAGCUUUGCCAUCUUUGGCCUGGGUUUUCCAUUGACUUUAAAGUAUUGUGAGCUUGCUGCAAUAUAGAUGAUCAAAUUGAAUAAAAUAUACAUUUUUCUU
Portunus trituberculatus (swimming crab) is the source of this 1241-nucleotide messenger RNA. It is a transcript of the gene CHMP2B, whose product is annotated as charged multivesicular body protein 2b-like. The record is from RefSeq and is a predicted model, not a curated record. Bases 16 to 780 code for a protein of 254 amino acids. The transcript has 5 exons. Lineage: Eukaryota; Metazoa; Arthropoda; Malacostraca; Decapoda; Portunidae. Gene Ontology annotation, cellular component: ESCRT III complex; multivesicular body. Gene Ontology annotation, biological process: protein transport; late endosome to vacuole transport; endosome transport via multivesicular body sorting pathway.